CUUGCGUGCAUGCAUAAAUCUGUUGUUUGUUUUAAUCAAUAUCGGAGCAGACGGUCAUUUCGAUUUUAAUUGUUUCCAAGUAAAAACUAGGCCCAACCAACUAGAACUAGAACUAGAAGAAGCUAACACACAAGUCCAAGUAACAGUAACAGGGUCUGGUCGAGCCUCAAACGACCAUGGCGGGUAAGAGCGACAAGGAAAUUCUGGCCAACUCCAUGUACGAGGAUGAUCCCAAUGGCAAUUCAGCGCCAGCCACAACCAAGGACCAAGAAUCGCAUCAGAGGCAGGAGGUACUCAAAGCGACCAAUGUGGCGCCAACUCCACGUUGGGGACCACAGAACAAGGGCGCCCAGGAGCUGGCCUCUUUGUACAGUCCAGGAAAGCGAGCACAGGAAAUCAUUUGCGUGUACACCUGCAUUGGCCUCAUGAUCAUCAAUCUGAUACUGAUUGUGCGACACAUGCGACUGGAGAGGAUUAGUGUGGCCAUUGUGUCCGCAUUGUGUGGCAUCAUAACGGCAGACUUUGCCUCUGGCUUGGUACACUGGGCAGCAGAUACCUGGGGCUCUGUGGAUUUGCCACUGAUUGGCCGGAAUUUCCUGCGUCCGUUUCGCGAACAUCAUCUGGAUCCCACAUCCAUAACGCGACACGAUUUCAUUGAAACGAAUGGCGACAACUUUAUGGUUGGAAUACCCAUCCUUGGAUAUUUGGCGCACUAUUUCUACAUUCGAUCGCCCAGCGAGAUUCAGUUAAAUUUUGGCUGGAUAGCCUAUGUAUUCCUAUGCUCCAUAUUUGUGGCCAUGACCAAUCAGAUACACAAGUGGUCGCAUACUUACUGGGGUCUGCCCCGAUGGGUGCUGUUACUGCAAAGCUGUCACAUUAUUCUGCCAAGGAAGCAUCAUCGCAUCCACCAUGUGGCACCGCAUGAGACGUACUUUUGUAUAACCACAGGCUGGUUGAAUUGGCCGCUGGAACGUAUAAGAUUCUGGUCUACUUUUGAGCUUGUUAUUGAGCAUUUUACGGGCCUUAAGCCACGCGAUGAUGAUUUGAAAUGGGCCAAGAAACUCACAUAGGGCUUGGCUUGGCUUUGCUGCCCUGCCCCACAACGACUGUAUAUAUAUAUAUAGGAAAUCCUGGACCAAAAGCAGCCUUAUUUAUAUAUCUGACAAAAUGUUAUUUUGCACAACAAAAGUAGCUUUAAAUGUAUGUUAAGUUAACUGAA
Molecule: messenger RNA, 1219 nt
Organism: Drosophila obscura
Lineage: Eukaryota; Metazoa; Arthropoda; Insecta; Diptera; Drosophilidae
Gene: Kua
Product: plasmanylethanolamine desaturase
Exons: 6
Coding region: 177-1070 (297 amino acids)
Molecular function (GO): oxidoreductase activity
Source: RefSeq, a predicted model, not a curated record